AUGCCCAACACCAUCGUUGACUUCACAAAGGUCUUCAGCAACCUGUCAUACGACCGGCUCGUAGACAUCAAAGACCAAUGGUUUCCCCCACAGCCGACAUUCACCGAGUCCGAUGUGCCCCGUCAAGAUGGUCGCGUAUUCAUCGUCACUGGAGGAAACUCUGGCAUCGGACUUGCGCUCGUUAAACUCCUGUACCCAACCGGCGCAAAGAUCUAUCUGGCAUGCCGUUCCGAGGAGCGUGCGAGAGCCGCCAUCAAGGAGGUCGUUGACCAAGGAGCGACCACGUCACAACCUGGCUCACUAGAGUACAUGCACCUCGACCUUGACGACCUGGCGACCAUCAAAGCGUCCGCAGCCUCUUUUGCUCAACGCGAAUCCCGACUUGACAUCUUGUGGAAUAAUGCAGGCAUCGCAGGCGCACCGGCUGGCACUAAAACGAAGCAGGGCCUGGAGGGGCAUAUUGGUAUCAACUGCGUAGGUCCGCUACUCUUCACACAAGAGCUGCUACCACAGCUCCGCGAAGCCACAAAGUCAUCAGCGCCCGGGGCGACCAGGGUAAUCUGGGCGUCGUCCAUGAUUAUCGAGCGCUUUGCGCCACACGGGGGCCUCGAUCUGGCGGAGCUAGACCGCAUGAAUGCCGCAGGGACAGGGUCAGAGAACGCUUCCGUAGACUACGCAGUGAGCAAGGCCGGGAACUGGUUUCUUGCUGUUGAAGGCGCACGGAGAUGGGGGCCUGAGGGCAUCGUGAGUGUUACACAGAACCCCGGCAUGAUCAAUACCACAGUUUGGAAACAUCAGCCCAACUGGCUGCUGGCUGUGAUGCAGCCAAGCUUCUACCCUGCAGUCAUGGGUGCAUACACCAUGUUGUUCUCUGGGUUCUCCAAUGAGGUCGGGCUUGACACAAAUGGCGUGUACGUACUGCCUUUUGGGAGGUUGCAGAAGAAGAAUGUCAGAGAUGAUAUUCUUGAGGCCAUUGAGAAUGGCAAGGCCAAAGAAUUCUGGGACUGGUGUGAGCGCCUGCACUCACAGCAUCGCUGA
Molecule: messenger RNA, 1038 nt
Organism: Diaporthe citri
Lineage: Eukaryota; Fungi; Ascomycota; Sordariomycetes; Diaporthales; Diaporthaceae
Exons: 2
Coding region: 1-1038 (345 amino acids)
Source: RefSeq, a predicted model, not a curated record